GUGCGAACAGGGGUACCGAAGCGUUCAGAUACACCUGGUCGCUUCUGAGCGCAUACGCCUUCGCCGGAGUGACUUCCUCCGCUGCCGACAAAGAAGCACGACGUCGAUGGUAGCCACGUACCAUAAAGAGCUUCUCGCUACUUCCACGGUCAAUGUGCUGGCGCUGGUGACCUUGUUCCCCUGUGGACUCUUCAAGUUCUCAAUAUCUCGUCUUCGCGUACAGCGACGAUGGCGCCGAACGUCAUGCUUGGACUUUGCUUGGGUGUUCUUGCUUUUGUGACCACUUUAACGAAUGCGAGGGACACAUCUCCGGCCGCUCUGAAGGCGAAACAUGCCGCAGCGUUCGAAAAGCAGGCGAAGGCUUUGAGGCGUACUACCGAGUUCGAGAAGAGGGCACCCGGAGCGAACAUCAAGAACAUAACAUUCUCGAAUCCGAAGGCUUCAGAGUUCUGGGUUAACGGAAGCUCGAUCCCACUUGUUGACUUUGAUGUCGGGGACUCGUGGGCUGGUUUAAUACCGAUAAGUAAUGCGACGGACGAGACAAGACAGUUGUUCUUCUGGUUUUUCCCUCCUGGUCCAGAGGGAAGUUUGGAUGACUUGAUCUUUUGGACUAACGGAGGUCCAGGAUGUUCGUCUCUCGAGGGAUCUUUCCAGGAGAACGGGCCAUUCACUCAAGCUACCGGCACAGCUAAACCGACCAUAAACGAUCGAAGUUGGACUAACUUGUCGAGUAUCCUCUUUGUCGAGCAACCCGUGGGAACUGGAUUCAGUCAGGGUACACCUACCGCUCAGGAUGAGAAUGACGUCGCGGAACAACUCGUAGGGUUCUUUCAACAGUUCCUUGAGGUGUUCAGCGAGCUGAAAGGGAAGAACUUCUACCUUUCUGGAGAAAGCUAUGCUGGAAUGUACGUUCCUUACAUCGCGAACUAUAUUUACGAGAACGAAGGGGCGCUAGACCUGAACCUGCAGGGUAUCUGGAUCUCGGAUCCUGUGAUCGGGUGGGACGUAGUCCAGAGUCAGAUCCCCGCUGUAGACUUCGUGCACAAAUAUGAACAUGUCUUCUCUUUCAGUCAAAAUUUUACAGCCCAGCUCGAUGCCACUGCCGCAAAAUGUAACUACACCGGCUACGUUGACAAAUUCGUCACCUUCCCUCCAGACGGGCCUCUUCCCCUGCCCGGAACGUCUACCGAAAACGACCGUGGAUGUGACGUUUGGGACAUGAUCUUUGACGAGGCGGUCACUGUGAACCCUGCGUUCAACAUUUACCGCAUCUUCGACACCUGGCCCAUCUUAUGGGACGUCCUCGGCUUCCCAGGCUCUUUUGAACAGGCUCAGACCCUCCCGCUCUACUUCGACCGUACCGAUGUCAAAGAAGCGAUCCAUGCCCCAACGAACGUCAGUUGGUCCGAGUGUAGCGACGUGGACGUCUUCCCGAACGGUGACGCAUCGUUGCCUCCCGCUGUCAAUGGUGUCCUCGCCAAUGUGAUAGAAAAGAGCAACAGGACUGUAGUUGUGCACGGUCUGGGAGACUUUAUCUUGAUUGCGGAUGGAGCCAGGAUUGCGCUCCAAAACAUGACCUGGAAUGGGCUCCAAGGCUUCCAGACGCCCAUCGCCAACGAUUCCUUCAUCGUCGGUGACGUCCCGCUCGGUAAUACACACACGGAGCGCGGGUUGACUUACUACGAAGUCGCUCUCAGUGGACACAUGGUCCCGCAAUACUCACCAAUCGCCGCAUUCCAGAUCAUGCAGUUUCUCAUGGGUUUCAGAGACAGCCCAUGAUCCAUGUCCAAUGGACUUAUGUAUGGUUGUGGACGUAGGACUUUGAUAGACAAGGCGAAUACGCACACGGGAGCCCCAAUUGAUGUUGUAAAUCUACAUUAUGGGAAAGCAAACGAGAACAUAACUGGUGUUACAUCCAGUUGACA
Molecule: messenger RNA, 1925 nt
Organism: Stereum hirsutum FP-91666 SS1
Lineage: Eukaryota; Fungi; Basidiomycota; Agaricomycetes; Russulales; Stereaceae
Product: alpha/beta-hydrolase
Exons: 15
Coding region: 229-1779 (516 amino acids)
Biological process (GO): proteolysis
Molecular function (GO): serine-type carboxypeptidase activity
Source: RefSeq, a predicted model, not a curated record